Molecule: messenger RNA, 768 nt
Organism: Aspergillus ibericus CBS 121593
Lineage: Eukaryota; Fungi; Ascomycota; Eurotiomycetes; Eurotiales; Aspergillaceae
Product: hydroxyacylglutathione hydrolase
Exons: 9
Coding region: 1-768 (255 amino acids)
Molecular function (GO): hydroxyacylglutathione hydrolase activity
Source: RefSeq, a predicted model, not a curated record
AUGCAUGUACAAUCGAUCCCGAUGUGGACCGGGAAGGGCAAUAAUUAUGCCUAUCUGGUGACGGAUGAGCCGACGAAGCAGUCGGUGAUUAUUGAUCCGGCGAAUCCGCCUGAAGUGGCUCCGGAGCUGCAGUCGCAGAUUGAUGCCGGGAAGAUUAAGCUUACGGCGAUUGUGAAUACGCAUCAUCAUUGGGAUCAUGCGGGUGGUAAUAAUGAAAUGCUGAAAACCUUUGGUCAACUCCCUGUCAUUGGAGGCAAGAACUGCCAGUCUGUCACUCAGUCUCCGGCUCAUGGGGAGGAGUUUAAGAUUGGAGAGCGCAUCUCGGUCAAGGCGCUGCAUACGCCGUGCCAUACGCAGGAUAGUAUUUGCUAUUUCAUGCAGGAUGGGGAUGACAAGGUUGUCUUUACGGGUGAUACUUUGUUUAUCGGAGGGUGUGGCCGGUUCUUCGAGGGCACGGCCCCGGAAAUGCACAAGGCGUUGAAUGAGACGUUGGCCGCGCUGCCGGAUGAUACUAAGGUUUAUCCUGGCCAUGAAUACACCAAGAGCAAUGUCCAGUUCUGCCUGACUGUGUCCGAGUCCGAGCCGAUCAAGAAGCUGGAGGCAUUUGCCAAUGCCAACAAGGAGACGCAGGGAAAGUUCACUAUUGGCGAUGAGAAGCUGCAUAAUGUGUUCAUGCGUGUCAAUGACCCCGAGAUCCAGAAGAAGACGGGCAAGACGGACCCGGUCGAGGUGAUGGCUGCUCUGAGAGAGAUGAAGAACAACAUGUAA